Molecule: messenger RNA, 345 nt
Organism: Acanthocheilonema viteae
Lineage: Eukaryota; Metazoa; Nematoda; Chromadorea; Rhabditida; Onchocercidae
Source: the annotation of a GenBank genome assembly
AUGAUACAAGUUGGUUUGGAGCAGUUAAUAUUGGAGCCAGGUGAAUUUGAAACCUGGUCGAAUGCCAUCAGGGAACGUACUACGAAUCCGUCGUUCAAAAUUGAUGCGUUGAAAAUAGCGGUUGAAAUGAUUAUUCAGUUGGCAGCUUUUACAUCAUCAUCACAGACAGUACAAUAUAAUUUGGCAAAAUUAUGUUCAUUUUUGUGUCGUGAUCUGCAAACUUUCCAAGAUGAUAUGAUUGCUAGCUUAUUAAGCUUUCAUGAACAGCAAAGAUCCAAUCUGAGUGAUCAACAACGAAAGAAUCUUUUGCUGUUUUUUGCAGAAAUUUAUGAGAAACUAGAGUCG